AUGUAUCGCCAGAUCAAAAUAGCAGAAAAAGAUCUACCGUAUCAGCAAAUCCUGUGGCGAAACGCUCCCGAGGAACCCCUACACACAUACCAGCUCACUACUGUCACGUAUGGUACCACGACAGCUCCCUUUCUUGCUACACGAUGCCUACAGCAACUUUCUGACGACGAAGCAGUUAAUUUUCCAGCGGCUGCACGUGUGGUGAAAAAAGGAUUUUAUGUUGACGACCUGUUAUAUGGAUUCGACACCCUCAAAGAGGCGUUAGAAGCAACGGAGCAGUUACACCUCAUGAUGGCAUCAGCUGGUCUAUCAUUACGCAAGUGGUCGUCGAAUUGCCGUAAUGUUCUCAACGAAAUCCCACGCGACUACUGGGAGACUGAAAGGGUGUUGGAGUUAGACAGUUCGGCUCCAGUUCAAGCUCUUGGGCUGUUGUGGGAACCAAUGUCAGCCGAUUUUUUGUUCAAAAUUCCACAAUGGACCAAACAAACUUUUUCUACAAAGCGAAGCGUACUGGCACAAACAGCUAGCUUAUUUGACCCGUUAGGAUUGGUCGGACCAGUGAUUGUCAUCGCCAAAAUAUUCAUUCAAGCGCUGUGGGAGUUAAAUCUUGAAUGGGAUCAACACUUGCCUUCGGAGCUUCACGAGCAGUGGAUGAACUUCGUAAGCCGUUUACCGAUCCUCAAACAGCUUCGUAUUCCCCGAUUUGUUUUAACGGACAACAUCGUAUCUCUUCAACUGCACGGGUUUGCCGAUGCAUCUCUACGAGCAUAUGGUGCAUGCGUGUACUUCAGAGCUGUGUCUGCAUCGGGUGGUGUAUCGAUACGUCUCAUGACAGCAAAAUCUCGUGUUGCUCCUCCGGAACGAAGACGACCUACGCUAGCUCGGUUGGAGCUGUGUGCAGCUCUCCUUCUGGUCAAUCUACAGAAAAAGGUGCUAGAAAGUGUGGAAGUGCACUGCCCAUGUUAUUUUUGGUCGGAUUCCACGAUCGUCCUACACUGGCUAGCAAAGGAACCGUCAACAUGGAAAAUCUUCAUCGCAAAUAGAGUAGCUGAAAUCCAACAGCUGACACAAGGCGGAAUCUGGAACUAUGUUUCGACCAAUGAUGACCCAGCCGAUCAAAUAUCACGCGGUUUGAAUCCCAACGACAUCAUUUGCAAUUCGUUGUGGUGGGAUGCUCCCCACUGGCUUAUGAAUCCAGUGCAAAAUUGGCCGAAGUCUUUACAUUUGUGGAAAAAUGUCUCUCCUCCCUAUGGAGAUCUCGAGUUGCGUGCGACAGUAUUGGUUGCUAUCGAAAAGGAGAGAACGCACGAGAGUUGGUUAAAACGCACGUUCGAAAAUUAUGAUUCUUUUCACGACGUUUUGCGUGUGAUGGCAUAUUGUAGACGCUUUGUCACAAAUUGUAAGCGUAAAUCAGUUCAAACCAACAUCAUAACUGGUCCGCUGACAGCAUCAGAAAUCAAAACAGCAGAAAUGCUCUUCAUCCGCCAAAUACAACUCGAAACGUUUCCGACAGAAAACCGCCAGUUAUCAGCAGGUUUGCCUAUUAACAGAAAAUCAUCCUUACUGGCACUGAAUCCUUUCAUACGAAAAGGUGAGGACCUAAUUCGAGUUGGCAGUCGUUUAAAAAACGCUUUUAUACCAUUCGGUCAGAAACACCCUAUCCUACUUCCAAAGCAUCAUUAUGCCGUCGAAUUGCUCUUUCUUGAUCUGCACCGGGAAACUUUGCACUCGGGUCCCUCACACUUGCUAACAGCAGUUCGCAGAAGGUUUUGGCCCAUAGACGGACGGAAUAAAGCCCGAGCUACCGUACGCAGCUGUAUUACCUGCUUUCGCUAUCGCCCAAAAGUAGCCGAACAGAUCAUGGCUGACCUACCAUCUGUUCGUGUAAAUCAAGACAGGGUUUUCCGCAACGUCGGGAUUCAUUAUUGCGGCCCAAUCGUCAUUCAAGGCAAACGUAACCAGCCGCCAAUUAAGUGCUACAUAUGUGUUUUUGUGUGCAUGACAACGAAGGCUGCACAUCUCGAGCUCGUUACCAACUUAACCACAGAGGCUUUUAUCGGUGCGUUAAAAAGGUUUUGGGCAAAACGUGGAUUCCCCCAGCACAUCUAUUGCGACAACGCAACAAACUUCACGGGUACUGAUCGUGAAUUGAAACGGUUGAAACGGCAGUUCGAGUCUCAACAACAUAAAACUGCAGUUAUCAAUGAGUCAUCUCGUAUUGGCAUCGAAUUUCAUUUCAUUCCUCCACGAUCACCGUCGUUUGGAGGACUUUGGGAAGCGUGCGUCAAGUCGACAAAGGGAAUUCUGAAUAAGGUGUCUAUGGAUGUUCGGCUCACUUACGAAGAGAUGCUAACUACACUAGCCCAGGUGGAAGCCUGCCUAAAUUCGCGACCUCUCUCGCCGAUGUCUAGCGAUCCCAAUGACAUGCAGCCUCUAACUCCAGGCCACUUCAUCAUUGGUGGUCCGCUUGAAGCAAUACCUGAACCCGAUCUCCAGCAUAUUCCUUGCAACCGCUUGUCACGGUGGCAGAGAAUGCAGCGCAUGUUCCAAGAAUUUUGGUCCAGAAUUUUGGUAAGGAGUACUUGCCAACUCUUCAAAAACGCUACAAAUGGCCAAGCCCCAAGUCCAACUUAUCAGUUGGAGACAUGGUGCUGUUACAUGAGGAUAAUCAACCGCCAUUCAAAUGGCCAAUCGCACGAGUCACAAAGGUCAUUACAGGAGAAGAUGAAAAGGUACGAGUUGCUGAAGUGA
This is a messenger RNA of Topomyia yanbarensis, 2751 nucleotides long. RefSeq lists its product as uncharacterized. The transcript has a single exon. Gene Ontology annotation, biological process: DNA integration. Lineage: Eukaryota; Metazoa; Arthropoda; Insecta; Diptera; Culicidae. Bases 1 to 2751 code for a protein of 916 amino acids. Gene Ontology annotation, molecular function: nucleic acid binding. The record is from RefSeq and is a predicted model, not a curated record.